AUGUCCCAGCACCUGCUCCUUCCAUUUGUGAUCCUUGCCAUCAGCCCCAUCCCAGGAGCUCUCCAGGACUCAGCUCUCAGUCCUACCGAAGAAGAACAUGAAGAUCUAGACUGCGGCCGCCCUGAGCCCUCUACCCGAAUCAUGGGGGGCUCAGAAGCGCAGCCAGGCAGCUGGCCGUGGCAGGUGAGCCUGCAUCAGAGGGGGGGCCACAUCUGCGGGGGCUCCCUCAUCGCCCCUUCCUGGGUGCUCUCCGCUGCUCACUGCUUCGUGACGAACGGGACCUUGGAGCCCGCGACCGAGUGGUCGGUACUGCUGGGCGUGCACUCCCAGGACGGGCCUCUGGACAGCGCGCACGCCCGCGCGGUGGCCGCCAUCCUCGUGCCGGACAACUACAGCAGCGUGGAACUGGGCGCAGACCUGGCUCUCCUGCGCCUGGCCUCGCCCGCCCGGCUGGGCCCCGCCGUGCGGCCGAUCUGCCUGCCGCGGGCCUCGCACCGCUUCGCUCAUGGCACGGCCUGCUGGGCCACUGGCUGGGGGGACAUCCAGGAAGCGGACCCCCUGCCUCUCCCGUGGGCGCUACAAGAAGUGGAGCUCAGGUUGCUGGGAGAGGCCGCCUGUCAGUGUCUCUAUAGCCGGCCUGGCCCGUUCAACCUCACUUUCCAGCUAUUGCCAGGGAUGCUGUGUGCUGGCUACCCGGAGGGCCGCAGAGACACUUGCCAGGGAGACUCUGGGGGCCCCCUGGUCUGUGAGGAAGGCGGCCAAUGGUUCCAGGCAGGAAUCACCAGCUUUGGCUUUGGCUGUGGACGGAGGAACCGCCCUGGAGUCUUCACUGCUGUGGCCCCCUAUGAGGCAUGGAUACGGGAACAGGUGAUGGGCUCAGAACCUGGGCCUGCCUUUCCCACCCAGUCCUGGGAGCCCCAGCCAGGUCCCUGGGAGCCCACUGAUGAGAACUGCACCAUUGCCCUGCCAGAGUGCGGGAAGGCACCAAGGCCAGGGACCUGGCCCUGGGAGGCGCGGGUGAUGGUGCCAGGAUCCAGACCCUGCCAUGGGGCGCUGGUGUCUGAAAGCUGGGUCUUGGCACCUGCCAGCUGCUUUCUGGACCCCAUCAACUCAGACCUCCUGCCCCGAGACCUAGACAACUGGCGCGUGCUACUGCCCUCGCGUCCGCGCGCAGAGCUGGUGGCACGCUUCGUGCCGCACGAGAAUGCCUCAUGGGACGACACCUCGGAUCUGGCGCUGCUGCAGCUGCAAACGCCGGUGAACCUGAGCACCGCCUCGCGGCCAGUGUGCCUACCUCACCCAGAACACUAUUUCCUGCCCAGGAGCCGCUGCCGCCUGGCGCGCUGGGGCCGCGGGGAACCUGAGCCCGGACCCAGCACACUGCUUGAGGCAGAGCUGUUGGGCGGCUGGUGGUGUCACUGCCUGUAUGGCCGCCAGGGGGAGUCAGUGCCGCCGCCAGGAGACCCUCCACACGCGCUCUGCCCCGCCUACCAGGAAGAGGAGGAGGCGGGCCGCUGCUGGAACUACUCUCAUUGGAGCCUUCUGUGCCAGGAAGAGGGGACCUGGUUCCUGGCUGGAAUCAGCGACUUCUCCAGUGGCUGCCUACGUCCCAGAGCCUUCUACCCCCUGCAGACCCAUGGCCCAUGGAUCAGCCAUGUGACUCGGGGAGCCUACCUGGAAGACCAGCUGACUUGGGACUGGGGCCCUGAGGGGGAGGAGACUGAGACACAGGCUUGUCCCCCUCACACAGAACAUGGUGCCUGUGGCCUGCGGCCAGAGCCAGCUGUGAUGGGUAUCCUGUGGCCCUGGCUGGCAGAAGUGCAUGUGGCUGGAAAUCAAGUCUGCACUGGGAUCCUCGUGGCCCCAGGCUGGGUCGUGGCAGCCACUCACUGUGUCCUCAGGCCGGGCUUUACAACAGUGCCUUAUAUUGAAGUGUACCUGGGCCGGGCAGGGGCUAGCCCCCUCCCACAGGGCCACCAGGUAUCCCGGUUGGUCAUCAGCAUCCGUCUGCCCCGACACCUGGGACUUAGGCCCCCCCUUGCCCUCCUGGAGCUGAGCUCCCGGGUGGAACCUUCGCCAUCAGCCUUGCCCAUCUGCCUUCACCCAGGGGGUAUCCCCCUGGGGGCCAGCUGUUGGGUGCUGGGCUGGAAGGACCCCCGAGACCGAGUUCCUGUGGCUGCAGCUGUCUCCAUCUUGACGCCACGACUCUGUCACUGUCUCUAUCAAGGCAUUCUGCCUCCUGGGACUCUCUGUGUUCUGUAUUCAGAGGGUCAAGAGGAUAGGUGUGAGGUGACCUCAGCACCUCCGCUCCUGUGCCAGACCGAGGGAGGCUCCUGGGUCCUCAUGGGCAUGGCUGUUCGAGGGAGCCGGGAGCUAUUUGCUGCCAUUGGCCCUGAAGAAGCCUGGAUCGCCCAGACAGUAGGGGAGGCCCAUUUCCUGCCUCCCAAUGGCUACCCCCACUGGCCCCCUGAAGGCAGCGACCUCUGCCCCCCUGACCUGGCCAGGGCCUCAGGCUCCCCUCAGGCUGCUCUGCUCCUGCUGCUACUAUUGCUCCCCCUGAUCCAGGGCUGAGGGGGCCUGGGUCCCUUGGCCGCCUCUCCUUCUCCUCCUCCACCCCCUCCAGCCCUCCACUUCCCGCCCUGUAGGGCUGGAAUGUGGCCUAACCGGCUUUGUUCCCUAGCCGGAACCUCCAGAGGGCCCCACCCACCCAGACUGCAGCGGCUUCAGAUUAUUGGGCCUCUGUGCCUGGCUAUUUUGGGCACGGGAAUCCUUGGGGGCAGUGGGAAGCGGCCAAUAAAGGUGUAAACACAGACACGUGGCCUUGUGGCAUUGCUGGGGGAAGGCUGAGGGGCUGGGGGAAGCCCAAGGGAUAGGGCCCAUCCCUUCUGGGUCUCUGUGAGUCAGGCCUUGGGCUCCCAGGAAAUGUGUCCCU
Prionailurus viverrinus (fishing cat) is the source of this 2932-nucleotide messenger RNA. It is a transcript of the gene PRSS36, whose product is annotated as serine protease 36. The coding region runs from base 1 to 2571 and encodes 856 amino acids. NCBI's taxonomy places the organism in Eukaryota, Metazoa, Chordata, Mammalia, Carnivora, Felidae. Gene Ontology annotation, molecular function: serine-type endopeptidase activity. Gene Ontology annotation, biological process: proteolysis. The transcript has 15 exons. The record is from RefSeq and is a predicted model, not a curated record.